AGGAAAUGGUGGGGGAAUAAAACGACCAGAUUAUUUAAUUAAUGCAUGUUAUAAUUAAUAUUUUAUUUUAUUGUAAAUUAAGGCGUAUUUAUGGGUUAAAAUGGAUUACGACUUCAAAACAAAGCUGGCGGCCGAGAGAGAGAGAGUAGAAGAUCUGUUCGAAUAUGAAGGUUGCAAAGUGGGUCGAGGCACCUACGGGCACGUUUAUAAAGCUAAGCGCAAAGACGGGAAAGAUGAGAAGGAGUAUGCACUGAAACAAAUAGAAGGCACUGGAAUAUCAAUGUCUGCCUGCAGGGAAAUUGCUCUGCUACGAGAACUGAAACACCCAAAUGUGAUCGCCCUCCAGAAAGUGUUCCUGUCCCACAGCGACAGAAAGGUCUGGCUCCUCUUUGACUACGCCGAACACGACUUGUGGCACAUCAUUAAGUUCCACCGUGCCUCCAAGGCCAAUAAGAAGCCUAUGCAGCUGCCCCGAGGGAUGGUGAAGUCUCUCUUGUAUCAGAUCCUGGAUGGGAUCCAUUACCUCCAUGCCAACUGGGUGCUCCACAGGGAUCUGAAACCAGCUAACAUCCUGGUGAUGGGGGAAGGCCCCGAACGAGGAAGAGUUAAAAUUGCUGACAUGGGUUUCGCCAGACUCUUCAACUCUCCGCUGAAGCCGCUGGCGGACCUUGACCCCGUGGUAGUGACGUUCUGGUACAGGGCCCCGGAGCUGCUGCUGGGGGCCCGACACUACACCAAAGCUAUUGACAUCUGGGCGAUUGGCUGCAUCUUUGCGGAGCUGCUAACAUCGGAGCCCAUCUUUCACUGUCGCCAGGAAGACAUCAAGACCAGUAACCCAUUCCAUCACGACCAGCUGGACAGGAUAUUUAGUGUCAUGGGUUUCCCUGCAGAUAAAGACUGGGAAGACAUUAGGAAGAUGCCAGAGUACCCCACACUGCAAAAAGACUUCAGGAGGACGACGUAUGCAAACAGCAGCUUAAUCAAAUACAUGGAGAAGCAUAAAGUGAAACCAGACAGCAAGGUGUUCUUGUUGCUCCAAAAGCUCCUCACAAUGGACCCGACUAAAAGAAUCACAUCAGAGCAGGCGUUGCAGGACCCGUACUUCCUAGAGGACCCAUUACCAACCACUGAUGUGUUUGCUGGCUGUCAGAUCCCCUACCCCAAACGAGAAUUUCUUAAUGAAGACGAGCCAGAGGAGAAAACAGAAAAGAACCAGACCCAGCAGCACCAGCAGACGACAGGCCAGGCUCAGGCCCAGAACCAGCAGCAGGCAGCAGCCCAGCAGGCCCCCUCCCAGCAGAGCUCUGCUCAAACCAAUGGCACCGCCGGAGCCACGGGGGCCACCACUGCAGCGCUGCAGCACGGUCAGGACCAGGGGCCACCCAACAAGAAACCUCGGAUCGGACCCUCUGGGGCCUCCUCAGGCACUGGGGUGCUACAGUCAGAUUACCAGCACUCUGGCUCCCGCCUUGGUUACCAAAGCAACGUCCAAGGUUCCACUCAACCCCAGAGCACCAUGGGAUACUCAUCAUCAACCCAGCAGAGCUCCCAGUACUCCCACCAGACCCACCGUUACUGAGGCUCCUUGUCACUCCCUAACCAGCAGAGGAGUCAAGCUCCUCCUUGUCUUCAGCCAACCCUCAACAACCUCAGCUCCACGGCUCCCGCGUCCCGGUUGGACCCUUGUCCCUGCAUUACAUCAUUCCAACUCCAGCCAUCCUUCUUUUCAAACUGCCCUCACCUUUGACCUUUCGCCCGACAGCCUUCAGCGGCACUGUAACAUGAAGGCUGAUGAACAUAGGAACCAAACGAAAUCCAAUGAGAAAACAAAUUCUGCCUCAUCGGCGCAUUGAAACACUUUUAAAUCGACUGAAAAAAGAAAAGGUGUAAGAUAGAUGUCAAGGCGUCUCACACACAGACUCAGAACCGUGGCACUUACAAACACAACGUUCCUCACCAGGAAGAAUCGCAGCUGUGUUCAAGUAUAUUAUAUAGCACCUUUUUCUAUUUGAGUUUUUUUCUCCUGCUCGUUUGCUAGACUUUUCAAGUUUAACUUGAUAGUUGAUGUCAUUAUAAAUAUUGUUACAUACAGAAGCGAUCAGAUGUGAGGCAACUUAAAAGGAAAAGCCCUUUACUGUCAUCUCUAGUGUAUUAUUAUCAUGGAUAAUCAAAUGACAAUAAGCUAAAGUUUGAGCUAAACCCAACCUUUUAAGAAAAAAGUUUCUACAAAGAAAAAAAAACUCAGCUUUUAAGCUGAUGUCAUUGCAGGGAAAUAUAAAAAAAAUUAACUUAAAUCUUGAUAUUAUAGGGUUUCUAUAUUUAGAAGUGUUUAUCUAGAUUUGGAUUUGGAAUGUAAGUAAAGCAGUUGUCUUUUUACAGCUCUAGCUUCUGUAUAAUGUGAUCACUCCAUCACUUUUAGAAGUAAGAACCAUUUAACAGCUGAGCUUUGUUUCCUGUGAUGGCAGCGUCUUCGGGAGGUUUUGACACCUCUUGUUAGUGGCCGGCAGCUCCGGAGUGCGUUCUUGUUCGCUGGUUUUCACUUUGCUGUGACACCCGUGUUAUUUUGGACCCUUGAAACAUUUAAGGUUUCUGAAGAUGCGCAUAAUCGUACAGGGCAGCUAAACAGUACGCUCCCCCCCUCCGACAUAUGCUUCUUGAGACUGUUACUGCCUGAUGUCAGAUUGUUUUUUUUAAGGUUUUAUUGUUAUCUCUGUUGUCCCGUGGGCGUGUAUGAGCGUGUGCACGUGUGUGUGUGUGUGUACAGUAUGUUUUUUAAGCACACUGAAAA
Molecule: messenger RNA, 2788 nt
Organism: Pelmatolapia mariae (spotted tilapia)
Lineage: Eukaryota; Metazoa; Chordata; Actinopteri; Cichliformes; Cichlidae
Gene: cdk19
Product: cyclin dependent kinase 19
Exons: 13
Coding region: 101-1579 (492 amino acids)
Biological process (GO): protein phosphorylation
Cellular component (GO): nucleus; cytosol
Molecular function (GO): protein serine/threonine kinase activity; ATP binding
Source: RefSeq, a predicted model, not a curated record